Messenger RNA from Cladophialophora immunda, 1503 nucleotides. RefSeq lists its product as uncharacterized. The record is from RefSeq and is a predicted model, not a curated record. The transcript is spliced from 3 exons. Gene Ontology annotation, cellular component: membrane. Gene Ontology annotation, biological process: transmembrane transport. Gene Ontology annotation, molecular function: transmembrane transporter activity. NCBI's taxonomy places the organism in Eukaryota, Fungi, Ascomycota, Eurotiomycetes, Chaetothyriales, Herpotrichiellaceae. Bases 1 to 1503 code for a protein of 500 amino acids.
AUGACGACAGCACAAGUAUUCGGUGCCUUCAUCACCCAUGAAAGUGAGCCUUCUGCCGUUGUCUCUGGGCCCGCGCCCGUCAUCCAUCGAGACAACAUCACCGCUGUACCGCCCACAGAGUACGAGCUCGACGGACUCCAAUGGGGCAGACGCCUGAAUGGCCCGCGCAAAGUGCCCUCUCGCGAUUCAUCACCUGUCGGUCGUUCUCUUCCUCAAACCCCCGGCGAAUUGGAGCAAAGCCAACCUCCCACCCCAAAGCGAGAACAAGCGGUCGAUGCCCUCGUUCAGUCUAUCUCGAAUCCACCCCAAAAUCGUUGGCGGGUGGCGGCGGCGGGUGUUAUGUUCUUUCUGAUGGGCAUGAAUGACGCCGCUACUGGUGCCCUGAUCCCAUAUUUGGAAAAAGACUACCACAUCGGAUAUGGCAUUGUCUCGUUGAUUUUCGUUACCAAUGCCCUUGGUUUCAUUACAAUGGCGCCAGUCAUCCAACUUAUUGAGUCCCGGCUCGGCCGGACUCGCUCCUACAUCAUCGCAACCUUGUUGAUGACCAUUGGCUACAUUGCGAUUGUCUGCUCUCCACCAUUUCCUGUCAUUGUGCUCAGUUUCUAUUUCCUCGGUUGCGGGAUGGCAUUGUUUCUAGCCAUGACCAAUGCGUUCAUCGUGAACUUGCUCAACGGGACUGUCGUCCUAGGCUUUUGUCACGGCUUAUAUGGGCUGGGCGGUAUUGUUUCUCCUCUCAUUGCGACUGCCAUGGUGUCGAGUGGCAUCCACUGGGCCCAUUUCUACUUCAUCACGCUAUCAAUAUCUGUGCUUUCGGUCUUCUGCUUGGGCUGGUCAUUUAAAGGCUUCGAGAGGGAUGCUGCGGUCCAGCUCCUUUCGUCUCUCGAACGGACCGCUUCACGGCAGGGUGAAGCCACCAGGGCUCAGGUGCUCAAAAGGGCUGUCAGAAACAAGACCACGCUCCUUGGGGCGACGUUCAUCUUUUUCUAUCAAGGUGCAGAGGUGGCUAUUUCAGGCUGGGUCAUUUCUUACCUGAUUCACUUCCGAAGGGGUGAUCCAUCCCAUGUCGGUAAUGUCACCUCCGGAUUCUGGGGAGGCAUUACUGUUGGACGCUUCGUCUUGACCCAUUUCGCUCACAAGAUUGGGGAAAAGGUUGCUGUCUUCCUCUUGAUCGUUGGAGCUGCGGUCUUUCAACUUCUGGUUUGGCUUGUACCAAACAUUAUCGAAAACGCCGUGGCAGAAUCCAUUGUCGGCUUAUUCCUUGGACCCAUCUACCCAUGCGCCACCGCCGUCUUUGCCAAACUCUUACCCAAGAGCAUCCAAAUCAGCAGUCUGUCAGUGGUGACGUCGAUGGGAAGCUCUGGUGGCGCACUAGUGCCUUUCAUCACUGGCAUAUUGGCCCAGAAAUUGAGCACGGUGGUCCUGCACCCGGUGGUUUUGAUUUCUUUUGCGUCGAUGACAGUUAGCUGGGCUCUGUUGCCACGCAUUGGGAAGAGGACAGAGUGA